Molecule: messenger RNA, 327 nt
Organism: Nomascus leucogenys (northern white-cheeked gibbon)
Lineage: Eukaryota; Metazoa; Chordata; Mammalia; Primates; Hylobatidae
Product: membrane-spanning 4-domains subfamily A member 4A-like
Exons: 4
Coding region: 1-327 (108 amino acids)
Cellular component (GO): Golgi apparatus
Source: RefSeq, a predicted model, not a curated record
AUGAUUCUAGGAAUGAAUAUCACCAGUUCAGUCUUGGCUAUAUCAGGGAUCUUAAUCAAUGCAAUAAGCUUGACAUUUUAUUCAUUCUGUUACCAUUACUGUAACCACGAUCAGUUGUCAAGUAGUUGUUACAUGACUAUGUCCAUUUUAUUGGAUAUGGAUGGCAUGGUGCUCCUCUUAAGUGUGCUGGAAUUCUGCAUUGCUGUGUCCCUCUCUGCCUUUGGAUGUAAAGUGCUUUGUUGUAGCCCCAGUGAGGUUGUGUUAAUUCUGCCAUCAAAUUCUCACAUGGCAGAAACAGCAUCUCCCACACCACUUAAGACAUUUUGA